AUGGGGAGGAGUGCAUGGCCAUUCGUCUUGCUAACCUUUGCCUCUGCACUUUCCUCCUACUUGGCUGAAGUGGCCUUAGGGGUCGAACUGUCUCCAGAAACCACGCCCUUCCACCAUAUGGUUAUUUCUGCUCAGCCACCUUCCCUGUAUCAUUCUUCACCCCAUCAAGGCACCACAGUUCAUUUUAACAGCACAAGCUCUCUUAAAACGGCACCCACAAGCCAUAGAACGACUGUGCAGACAGAGGAGCACCAAGUAACAACAGCAUCAGGCCAACACACGGCAGACCAGGCAGGAGCAACCACCAUACAAGUGACUAGUCAGAAAUCUUCCACGGUGGUAUCCACAACCUCAGCAGGCAAUACAACUGCAGCUGGCCAGGCCACAACCCGGGCAAUGGAAACGGGUACGCCUGCGGUGGAGAACACAACUGUACACCCUACGUCCUCACCCAAGCAAGCCAGGACACACGUGACCACAGAAGUUACAGUGACGGCCACAAACACAACCACAAAUACAUCAAAUACACAAAUGACAUCUGCUGCUGCAACAACUACAGCCUUCACCAUGCAAACUGUAAAGCCCACCACAGGGUCAGGAAAUCAAACAACAGCACCUAAAAGUCCAACAGCCACGGCCAUGACCAACACAACAACCGUUCAUCCAAGGACUCAGACAACCACCCAAUCUACUACGAUGACAAUGAGAUCCACCCUUGCACCACAGCCUUCUCCCAUCCCCACUGGAACAUACACUGUUUCCAAUGGGACCAGGACCUGCAUCAAAGCAGUGAUGGGUUUGCAGCUGAUGGCUCAGAAUACAGAGAAGAAGCAGAUGGAGUACAUGGCUGUCAACCCCAACGCCACGGAGACAUCUGGAAGCUGUGGGAUGGUGCAGUCCGAGCUGACCAUCACUUUCAGUGGAGGGUUUAUAAACUUCACCUUUGUAAAGCAAGCUCCAACAUACUACGUCAGUAAAAUUGAGACCAGAUUGCAGUUACCUUCUGGAGGUAUGCUUUAUUAUGGAACCAUACAAAAGAAGCUGUUUACAACAAAGCUGGGGAACUCCUUUAAGUGUAUCAGCAAGCAAACCUUCAGCUUGGAGAAGAACUUCCAGCUACUCCUUGUUAAUAUGCAGCUGCAGGCAUUUGAUAUUGUCAGUAACCAGUUUGGAAAAGAGGAAGAAUGUUUUCUUGACAGAAACAGCAGAGCAGCUCCCGUCGCAGUGGGCCUGAGUAUCUUGGGAUUGUUUGUCAUUGUAUUUGUCACUUUCCUGAUUUCCAGAAGAAAGUCACAUAGAGGAUACGAACGUAUCUGA
Molecule: messenger RNA, 1317 nt
Organism: Merops nubicus (carmine bee-eater)
Lineage: Eukaryota; Metazoa; Chordata; Aves; Coraciiformes; Meropidae
Gene: LAMP3
Product: lysosomal-associated membrane protein 3
Exons: 6
Coding region: 1-1317 (438 amino acids)
Cellular component (GO): membrane
Source: RefSeq, a predicted model, not a curated record